AUGGCCGACAAGACUAGCAGACAAGAUGACUCAAGCGACGUCAUCACCACUCCCAACACCUCCCUUCAUUCUGUCUCUGUUCACCACCACCGCCGUGAUAUCCUCACCGUCAAGCCACCUUCCACCACUCACACUCACCACCACAUCACCAUCACCACCACUCACACUCACCACACCACCUUCAACGACAACACCGCGAACUGGCGCAAGCUAAGCCAACCCAGGGCAAGAAGAUUACUUGCCCGGCAUGGACCUACAUAUACAUCCUUGACAAAGCUCGGCAGCAGCGGCAGCGGCAGCGGCAGGACUACUACCUCCCUGCACCACAUCCUCGGCAGUAGAGGUAGUCAUGAGAAAGGCGCUCAGGACAUGUCUGGGACAGAGCUUCGUAUGCAUUUCGCUUCAAUGGACAAGAAUGCAGUCGCGGCUAGUAUUGAAGAGCGGAUUAGGAGUGUGGAAGUGGAACUGAAUAGAUUGAGAGGGGAGAGGGAAGAGAUGGUGAGGGAGUUGGAGUUGGGGGAUGAGAUGGAGAGGGCAGGUGAUGUGGAUGAAAGGUGGGAGGAGGGGGGUUGUGGCGAUUGGUGA
Neurospora crassa OR74A is the source of this 585-nucleotide messenger RNA. RefSeq lists its product as hypothetical. The transcript has a single exon. The coding region runs from base 1 to 585 and encodes 194 amino acids. NCBI's taxonomy places the organism in Eukaryota, Fungi, Ascomycota, Sordariomycetes, Sordariales, Sordariaceae. The record is from RefSeq and is a predicted model, not a curated record.